GUGGCCUCCUAAGCGGCUCUGGGCGUCCUUGGAAGUUCCUGGCCUGCAGGUCAUGGCCGGUCCCGGGCAGGGUGGUGGGGCUAGGGCCCUGGACCUGCUCCGGGCCUUGCCGCGUGUGAGCCUGGCCAACUUGCAACCAAGUCCCGGCUCCAGGAAACCGGAGAGACGACCAAGAGGCCGGAGAAGAGGUAGAAAAUGUGGCAGAGGCCAUAAAGGAGAACGGCAGAGAGGAACUCGGCCCCGACUGGGCUUUGAGGGAGGCCAGACUCCAUUUUACAUCCGAAUCCCAAAAUAUGGGUUUAAUGAAGGACAUAGCUUCAGACGCCAGUAUCAGCCUUUGAGUCUCAAUAGACUGCAGUAUCUUAUUGAUUUGGGUCGAGUUGAUCCUACUCAGCCUAUUGACUUAACCCAGCUUGUCAAUGGGAGAGGUGUGACCAUCCAGCCCCUUAAAAGGGAUUAUGGUGUACAGCUGGUGGAAGAGGGUGCUGACACCUUUAAGGCGAAAGUUAAUAUUGAAGUACAAUUAGCUUCAGAACUAGCUAUUGCUGCAAUUGAAAAAAACGGCGGUGUUGUCACCACAGCCUUCUAUGAUCCAAGGAGUCUGGAAAUUCUCUGCAAACCUGUUCCAUUCUUUCUGCGUGGACAGCCAAUUCCAAAACGAAUGCUUCCUCCUGAAGCACUGGUACCGUAUUACACCGAUGCAAAGAAUCGUGGUUACCUGGCUGAUCCUGCCAAAUUUCCUGAAGCAAGACUUGAACUCGCCAGGAAGUAUGGUUAUAUUUUACCUGAUAUCACAAAAGAUGAACUCUUCAAAAUGCUCAGUACUCGAAAGGACCCCAGGCAAAUUUUCUUUGGUCUUGCUCCAGGAUGGGUGGUGAACAUGGCAGAUAAGAAAAUCCUAAAACCCACAGAUGAGAAUCUACUUAAAUAUUAUAGCUCAUGAAUUCUCUUCCAAGAAACAGAGUUGUUAACAAGUACUGGAAAAGGGACUAAAACAUGUUUUUUUCACUGCAUUUUCGUAAUGUAUAAUUCUCCAGAUUUCAGUGUAAUCAUCUCUCAUUUUCAUCUAAAAUUAAAAUAAAACUGCAAGAUACAAGGACUGGAUAGA
Molecule: messenger RNA, 1108 nt
Organism: Cynocephalus volans (Philippine flying lemur)
Lineage: Eukaryota; Metazoa; Chordata; Mammalia; Dermoptera; Cynocephalidae
Gene: MRPL15
Product: mitochondrial ribosomal protein L15
Exons: 5
Coding region: 53-943 (296 amino acids)
Biological process (GO): translation
Cellular component (GO): mitochondrial large ribosomal subunit
Molecular function (GO): structural constituent of ribosome
Source: RefSeq, a predicted model, not a curated record